This is a messenger RNA of Cephus cinctus (wheat stem sawfly), 5396 nucleotides long. RefSeq names its product venom metalloproteinase 3 (gene sona). The transcript has 18 exons. Bases 1290 to 3698 code for a protein of 802 amino acids. Gene Ontology annotation, molecular function: metalloendopeptidase activity. Gene Ontology annotation, biological process: proteolysis. The record is from RefSeq and is a predicted model, not a curated record. Lineage: Eukaryota; Metazoa; Arthropoda; Insecta; Hymenoptera; Cephidae.
CCGCAGUUAGACCGAGUCCGCUCGCGCAUUCGCAUUAAUUUUACACCCGCGGUUUCUGCCAAUAUAUCACAAUUUUUUUUUCUCCAAAUCUCACCAUACCCGUGCGAGAAACGCUUAAAGAUACUUUAACGAUUGCGUAUAUGCGGAUCAUUCGAUAAGAAAAUAUGUCGAGUCUCAUCGUGUCCCGGUCUAAAUUCUCAUUUUCCUGAGAUCGUAAAAUCAUCGCGUGACGAAGAUAUUAAAUUUGACAAAAGUCAAAGACGAAGUCGAUCGACCGACGGCUUUAACAGUGGGCUUAAUUUUUCAGUCGUGUAGUAAGAUCAACGCUAGGAGAGCGACAGGCAAAUUUCUUUUUACGUAAGAAUACCUCGGAGCCGUGCAAAGCCCGUUGAAACCUGUGUCACGUUUCGUAACGCGAAUUUACAAAUUUGAAAAAAUAAAUAAUUUUUGAAAAAAAAAACCUUCAUAAUUAAAUAUUUUUACACGUGAAAUAGGCGUAAAUAUAUUUUUAAAAAUCAUCGAUAAACGAGUGAUAACGUCAAGGCGCCAAUCACGAUCGUGCCUCGAUGAUCGUUUUUGAAGGUUAAACAAUCUUCACGAUAUGAAUCUCGUUGGACUUCUAAUUUAUCAAAUUUUUUGAAUAUACAUCAUCGUAGUGCCGCCAUCAGUGUCCUCGCGUCCAUUGGAUAUAAUGCUGUUUGAACUAAAAAAAAAAAAACACUUUCGAACCUGUUUCCAUCCUGUGAUAUUCGUGACCCGAGCGAUCCCCUCUUUCAACGAUCUCCUUUUAAUUUUCUAAAAUCGUAUUCCAGUCCGUCGACAUAUCCUCUAGUUUUUCCGACUUUCAAUUUCCUCGUCGCGACGAGAAAGUUCCGAGCGACAAACGUCGCUUACGGCAAGUAAGCUCUUUAUGAAGAGAGUCAACGUGGAAUAAAUACCAAUCGUUCCCACUAGGAUAUUUCACUAACGGGAUACGAGGAGACUGCGGGAAAUCGGUAUCGACUUUAUAACGGGUGAUCAUAGAGUCCUUUGAUAUUUUUGGAUCACUCGAAUCGAUCGGUAAAAAAAUUGACAGAUCAAAGGAGUUGACGAUCGAUCUUCAAUAACAUCGAUUGAUUUUUGUCUCCGAUUAUCCAAUUAUAACUGUGUGUGAUAUACAUCGUUAAUGAUUACUUCGUCACCAAGAGGAAUCCGUGGAUCUUGGUCAGUGCAAUGAUGGAAACAUGAGGCCCGGAGAGGAUCGUGUAUCCGAUCAGCAUCACUCUACGCCGACCAUCCAUAAAUGACCGAUGUGGCGCGGCCUAUCAGGAAUAUUCCCACGCAAAAUGAUUCGCGCCCUUGUCCUUCUGUGCACGGCCAUUCUACCUUUCGCACAAUGUCACAAGAUUCACGAACACAUGACAACAGCCGAGAUGCUGUCGGUCUUCCAGACGGAAGGACACGAGUCUGUACCGUCAUACGAGGUGGUACCGGUGUUGCACACGCUGCACAGAAGAAGUCCAGAAAUAAAGCAGGAAGUGCAUCUCAAGGCGUUCGGGAAGGAUAUUAAUUUAUACCUUCAGCCGACUGACGGGCUGUUCUCCAGGAAACAAUUACCAAUGUGGACAGUAACCAGGAACGCGUCCCUUCCCGAUGGCCUGCAUUACGACGACGUGCCGGAAGCCAGCAUCGCAGACGUGGGUGAUAUCUAUCAAGACGCCAGCAGCAUGGCGUCCAUUCUGCUACACCAGGACGCGAAUGGGAAAGUACUUGUUGAAGGUAACAUCGGUUCGGAAUUGGUGAUACGUCCAUUGCCAGAACGUGUGAUAAACGAAGUUGUUAGCAAAGCUGAGGGUCUUCAUGAAGCCCACUUGCUGCCCAACGUCACGAGGAGUAAAAGAAGCCUGAAGCACACGAAUCAUCACGUAGUCUUCAGGAGAUCUACUCGUCCCGUUGACGAUGAGUACAGCGACUUCACGUUCAUGGAACCGGAUCACCUAGCCAAAAGGUUCCGAUCGAAGCGAUCGAUCAGCACCAGAUCAAAACGCGAAGCGCCAUACGUGAUUUACCCGGAAAUCCUAUGUAUUGUAGAUUAUGAUGGAUACAGAUUGCACGGUGGUGACAAUGUACAGAUUAAAAGGUACUUCGUGUCCUUUUGGAACGGCGUGGACCUGAGGUAUAAAUUAUUGAAAGGUCCGAAAAUACGUAUCAGCAUCGCGGGAAUAAUUAUUUCACGGGGAAGGGAUGCCACCCCUUAUCUGGAGAGAAACCGUGUGGGACGAGAUGCUAUAGACUCGGCAGCUGCGCUGACCGAUAUGGGAAAGUAUCUCUUCCGGGAGAGGAGACUUCCGGUCUACGACAUUGCUGUUGCCGUCACAAAGUAUGAUAUGUGCCGUCGUAGGAAAGGCGGCCGCUGCACAAAGGGAACUGCCGGAUUCGCGUACGUCGGAGGAGCAUGCGUCGUGAAUAAGCGAUUGGAAAAGGUCAAUUCAGUCGCUAUAAUCGAAGACACUGGUGGUUUCAGCGGGAUCAUCGUAGCGGCUCACGAAGUUGGACACUUAUUGGGCGCAGUACACGAUGGAUCACCACCUCCCAGUUACCUUGGAGGACCCGGCGCGGAAAAGUGUCGCUGGGAAGACGGUUACAUAAUGAGCGACCUCAGACAUACCGAAAAGGGAUUCAAAUGGUCGCAUUGCAGCGUGUCAUCCUUUCAUCAUUUCUUAAACGGUGAUACGGCGACUUGUCUUUACAAUGCGCCGCACGAGGACGAGGCGUUGCCUAGAGUCUUACCAGGAAAAUUAUUGUCCUUGGACGCGCAAUGCCGUAAGGAUCGCGGUACAAGCGCCUGUUUCAAAGAUGAUCGCGUAUGUGCUCAGCUGUUCUGCUUCGAUGCAGGAUCCGGAUAUUGCGUUGCAUAUAGACCAGCUGCUGAAGGCUCCCCGUGUGGAGAUGGACAGUAUUGUCUAAAUGGAAAAUGCGUGGCGGAGCACGAGAAUAUUAUCCCGGAUUACACUCAAAACGUACCGACUUAUGUACGCCGGGAAAAUGUCUACAAUUCCGGGGCGCAAAAUCGUCCAAUUUAUGCGCAAUACAACAAUACAGAACACAGGUAUCCAUGGGAAGCAACAACGUACAGCACCUCACUGACAAACUUUAAGGUCUCGUCGCAAUAUCCCAAUUUUUUUACCUCGACGUCGACAAACGACAAUCCCUAUAAACGUCUCCCGCCUUUCUCAACGACUCUGCGAGUUAACGCCCUGGCGUAUAACACGCAGGUUACACCGAUAACGGGGCACACGUCUAACGUCCUGGACAACUCUAUUAACUAUAGAGAGUAUAGUGGCUACGAUAAUAACGGUCACGUUAGCACUGAAACCAAUCCAACUAAUAAGAGGGGCAGUAGUUAUUCGAAUUACUAUAACCUCUACUCGACGACGAAUUCCCCGUUGAAAAUUGGUUACUCACAGAACGACGUAAACUAUCCAAAAGUAACACCGUUCAAAUAUAAAGUUCCCAUAACAGUGACGUCACUAGCGACAACGAGCGACGGAGAUCAAAAUGGCCGUCAAAGUUAUGGUCAUGAAACAGGGGACGGUGAAUGCACGGACGUGGGAUCGGAUUGCGCGGAGCUAAUAAACAGGCUAAGAACGUGGCUGUGCCAUUUACAAUCUGUGAAAAAUCGCUGCUGCGCGUCCCUCAAAGCACUUUGCGCCACCUAAAUGGGAUGAUUGGCGCGCAAAGGGCUUGAAAUAUUUAAAAAAAAACUCAAGGACUAAGUUCAUUUUUUUUACUAAACUCGUCAAUAUCGUCUCGCGCAGACUAAUAACGAAUGGACUUAGAUGCUUGACGGAGAUUCGAACGCUGCACUUCCCAUGAGCCUCUCGAGGCUCUUUAUAUGCUCUUGACAGGCGAGCCGCGGCUUUCAAAAUGAAAUUUUACUCGUUGCUAGAGAUUAUGAAUAAUUUGAGUAAAUACGAGUAACGUGACAAUUGUAAUCCGUCGUCGUGGGGAUGCGGAUACGCUGGGCAGCCAUUCAAGAGUAAAUAGUACCAUCCGUCCAGCUUCUUUUAUACGAGAUAUUUAUUCAGUAAAAAAACGUUGUUACCACAGGACAGAGUGAUAUAAUAUUGUUUUACUGUCGUCGUGGGACUCGACAGGCUGCGAAGAUUGGAGCUUAUGCGAAAUAGCGUUUAACAAAAUCUCCAUGUAACGUAUAAGGAAACUUAAUGUAUGUAUCAUGAACAAAUAUGAGAUACAAAAUUGUCACCGAACGUACAACGUAUCUAGAUGUAGUCUCGGAAUCUUGUUUGACGAGAUGAAAUACCUAAUUGGACUUUUUAUUCAGCGGCGAGGAUCUCCGCGAAUACAAUCAGAGGGUACCUCGUAUUUUGAAGUAUGAUUAUAUUACCUAUAGACGAACGGUUACCCUAUAUUGACUUUGAUGCUUGAGAAACUUUGAAAAUCACAUCAUAUUCUGACCAUGUGAUUUUUAUGGUUUCGAGAAGUAUCUCUACGCUUCUUACAGCAUACGUACGAAUGAAAAUGUAUACAAUGAAGUUGUUGAAAAUUAAACUUAUGUGAUGAUUAGUACAGUUGCAUUAUACUGUGCAAUGUAUUGCUAUCUAGUGCAUGCGAUACUUCGUUCGGUCUUUAGUAUAAUAAGACAUUCUGACUUUAAAACAAGAUCAAGGAAUCAACACAAAACAUGUUAAUACAAGUAGCUUUCCCAGUGACUCAGAGUAAACUAUAUCACACCACAUAUACAUUACAAUUUAUUUUUUUAAUCACAGUAUGUUUUCCUCCGGAAGACAAAUAAUUCAUAAAUCAUAAUAUUGUUCCAAAUUUGUUGACUACUAGCAAAAUUAUGACAGUAAGGAUUUAUUAUCACGCACAAUGUUAAAAGUCGUAUUGAAUUAAUAUGUUUUGCCUAAAACAAUAAGUAGCAAGCUAAAUAAGAAUAUACAUUCCCAUUAUAAGAAUGAUAUUUCAGGUCAUAAACUGUUUUACUAAACAUGCAAGAGCCAACAAGGUUUGUCUAAUCGUUGUCAUUUUAACUUUGAAUUUCCUUAGCGUCAAAUAAGUCUUGGGUGAUGUCUAGAUUAAUUUUAAAAAAAUCUCAAAUCUUAAUUCAUACCUUUCAAACAUUCAACCAUACCAUAACAGAAAGGUUUUUCAACCAUGAGACAAUCUAACCAGAUGUGAAGACUGUAUCCUAUGUAAUUUGAAGUGUUCAAUGUCACUGAAUGGAAAAACGCAUAAGAAUUACUUAUAAAUGUAAAGGAAACUAAAUAUUUUCUUAGCAACGUACUGUAAUUAAAUACACCAUAAGUAAAUAGGUAGUGAUGUAAAAACAAGAUGAAUAAAAUUGCAUAAUGUCUUACAAAUGUACGGUAAAUGAAAUAAACAACUGAAAUUAA